AUGGGGAGAAGAAAUGAGAACUGUGGUAACAGCCUACGUGUGUCAAACAUCUCUCAGGAGAACUUAUCUCACUGGAAUUUGGAUUCAGAAGUACCUGUUCCUGAAAAUAGAAACCUCCCAGCUGGAAGGGAUGGAGCAGCAGGUGGCAAAAUGAACAAGAACUAUUUGGAAAUUCCAGUGGAGCAACUGAUGCUAGAACCUAAUUUGUUGGUGAAUAGUCAAAAAAGUACUCAGAAUAGUAAACAAGGGAUUUUUAAAUUAUGGAAUUGUCCUCUUAAUGAAGGAAGUACCAUAGAGAAGAGGGAAUUCAAAACAUCUUCAGUGGAAACUGGCUUUAAUGUAAUCAAUAAUCCUAUAAGGGUCUUCACUCUGAACCACCCAUUAACAAUUGCUUCAGUUGAUAAGCAAGUUGAUCCUUACCCUGGACUGCCAAUGCCAUUAGGUCUCUGCUGGCCCUAUGCUGAUGGAGACUUCUUUAAGAACAGAAAUGAGAUUCAUAUUAGUUCAUGUUCAACUAUAGAAAACAACAAUGGUGAAACAUUACGUGCUCCAAAUUGGAAUUUGAAACAUGGAAACAGCAGUGUGGAAGAAAAUUUAACAGAUGAAAGUGAUUUAUCAGAAAAUGAGAAAGCAAAUGAUACUUUACUCAGCCAUUUUAAAAAGGUGGACCUGAACUUGAAGCCAGAAACAAUAAAAAAUGUUGAGGAACCUUUCACCGAGGAGCCAAAUGAAGUAUUUCCAUAUCCUGAUUUUCUCCCUCCUCCUUUCAGUACUCUAGACUUGCACAGUUUAGCCCUCUCCAAAUCUGACAAUUGGAAAGCGACAGUGGAACCUGCAGAAACCUCUGUUGAACACUUGAUAACUCGUUUACUGGAACUAGAACGAUUACAACGCAUGACUAUUCAGAAAGAGAGGCCAAGACUACAAACGACUUUCUGUACUCCAGCAGGUACUGAACGACCCUCUUCCUCCAAAGCUACACCAAAAGUGAGACAGCCGAAACUUUGUGACUCUUUGAGUCUUCAGAUACCUGGUGUAGAUAAAAGUCAAGAAAAAAGUAAAAACAACUCUGGUUCUUGUAAGCUUGAGCAAAAUGCUUUAAAACGGAAUUGGAGCAAUGCUGACAAAUAUAAAUGGAAUUCUAGACCACCGUCUCUAAAAAGUUCUUCCACCACAAAACAAUUGAUUGAAACUUAUGAUAAGAAUCCCAAAAGUUCUAUUUUAAAUCCAUGCCAAGAACUCUCAUCCAAGCCUAGUAUUGGCCAAACAACUCACUCACUGGUUAAAAUGGUCUCCACAAGAUGUCUGCCAUCGAGGUCUCCAGUGCCGGUUUCACUUAUACUUCUGUCUUUUCCCGAAAAUCAGAAGGAAGAAAUCAAGGCACCGAAGAGAAACUUUGGGAACAAAAACAAACUUUACCGACAAAAUAUAGUGUUGAAUAGACCAUUCUCUAUUCAGAGGCUAAACUGUUUGUCGCCUUCCCUUAUUGCUAAGUGCUGCUCACCCAUUGAACAAAAAUAA
Messenger RNA from Nomascus leucogenys (northern white-cheeked gibbon), 1521 nucleotides. It is a transcript of the gene FAM217A, whose product is annotated as family with sequence similarity 217 member A. The record is from RefSeq and is a predicted model, not a curated record. NCBI's taxonomy places the organism in Eukaryota, Metazoa, Chordata, Mammalia, Primates, Hylobatidae.